AUGGCCGAGAGGCCGCAGCCGCCGGGCGGCGCCGUGUCUGCUACCGCCUACCCCGACACCCCUGCCGAACUCCCCCAGCAUCUCCAGGCCGGCGCGAUGCGGCGCCGCUUCUGGGGCGUGUUCAACUGCCUGUGCGCCGGCGCGUUCGGGGCCUUGGCCGCCGCCUCCGCCAAGCUGGCCUUCGGCAGCGAGGUGAACAUGGGCUUAUGCAUCUUAGGCAUUAUUUUGAUGGCAAGCACCAAUUCUUUGAUGUGGACCUUCUUUAGCCGGGGCCUCAGUUUCUCCAUGUCUUCAGCCAUUGCAUCUGUCACAGUGACUUUUUCAAACAUCCUCAGCUCGGCCUUCCUGGGCUAUGUGCUGUACGGAGAGUGCCAGGAGGUCUUGUGGUGGGGAGGAGUGUUCCUCAUCCUCUGUGGACUCACCUUGAUCCACAGGAAGCUCCCACCAACCUGGAAGCCCCUUCCACAAAAGCAGCAAUAGCACCAGUUGGCUAGACCGACCAGCUGGAGAGAGAACUAUGGAGGCCCAGCCACAGGUUGGCACGAGGGACUGCUUCCCAGGGUGAGUGUGCAGCUUUCCAACCAGCAGCCAAAGGGAGAUGCCAGACUGGCCAGGCCUUCAGGCCAACCCUGCUCCCAAGAGAAGCAGGCCUCUGACCAAGCAGCCUUGAGAGCGAACAGCUCUGGCUUCUGUAAGGAGAGGGAUAGCUGCAGCAGUGUUCUGCCUAAAGCCUUCUUGAUAAUCUGUAUAGUGCUUUUGAUUCUCAUAUUCCAGGGCCACCCCAGUGAGCCUUGGCAGAUGCUGGAGGUCCUGGGGUUGGUCCACUUUGUAUAUGGUAUUGCAAACCACACUGUAAUUAUGUCAUAUUGCCUAACAAAGACCAGUUAUGUAACUCUAGAAUCAGUGACUGGUGGGGCUCUCUGACAACUCCAUGCUGAUGUAUCAGGCCAUCUGUGUCAUGCUUAUGUGUUAUGGCAAGAGAAAGAAAACCGAGUUAAUAAAUACUUUUUUGUAAGUUAAAACUA
Messenger RNA from Galeopterus variegatus (Sunda flying lemur), 1025 nucleotides. It is a transcript of the gene TMEM42, whose product is annotated as transmembrane protein 42. The transcript has 3 exons. Lineage: Eukaryota; Metazoa; Chordata; Mammalia; Dermoptera; Cynocephalidae. The record is from RefSeq and is a predicted model, not a curated record. Bases 1 to 480 code for a protein of 159 amino acids.